GGCGGAGGCGGGGCAAGGGGCGGACUCCUCGUCCUCGCUCGCGUCAGUCAUGAGCACGGGGCGGGGCUGGAGGACUGGGAGCCCCAGCACGUCCUGCCCCACCGGAAGUGAAGCCCCUGCCCGGAUGGCCGCAGUAGUUCUAGGGGGAGACACCAUGGGCCCUGAGCGUAUCUUCCCCAAUCAGACUGAAGAACUGGGACCACAUCAGUGCCCUACAGAAGGCACGGGGGACUGGAGCAGUGAAGAACCUGAAGAAGAGCAGGAAGAAACAGGGGCAGGCCCGGCUGGCUACUCCUACCAGCCCCUAAAUCAAGAUCCUGAACAAGAGGAGGUGGAGCUUGCACCAGUGGGGGAUGGAGAAGAUGUAGUUGCUGACAUCCAGGAUCGGAUCCAGGCCCUGGGGCUUCAUUUGCCAGACCCACCAUUAGAGAGUGAGGAUGAAGAUGAGGAGGGAGCUACUGCAUUGAGCAGCCACAGCUCUAUUCCCAUGGACCCAGAACAUGUAGAGCUGGUGAAAAGAACAAUGGCUGGAGUAAGCCUGCCUGCACCAGGAGUUCCUGCCUGGGCUCGGGAGAUAUCAGAUGCCCAGUGGGAAGAUGUGGUACAGAAAGCCCUACAAGCCCGGCAGGCGUCUCCUGCUUGGAAGUGACCACACCGAGAGCUGCCUCAUCUCUCUACAUUCCAGGCCAGAACCAGCACAGGACUGAACACAUCUCUGGUUGUAACAUCUUACCCAUCACCCUUUCACAUCAAGGCAAAUCAGACUUCUGCUCAGAGACCCACUUUAUUCAGUUCUGUACAUAUGGGGACAUUGGCCCAAGCCCAACCCACCUUAACAUGUAUCAUUCUGUGGAGAAUAAAGCACCCUAUGUACACAGCCAAAAGCCACGCUGCCUGUACCCCUGGAACCUGGGUCCAGCCCUCCCUAGCCCCUUGCCUCUCCAAGGUGCCCAAGAGGGACAGGUGAGGGCUGGCCCAGCAUCAGCACAAACAAGGAAAUAAAUAUGUAUUGGGGGGAGCUAUGCUUGGGGCACUGCUCCCUGCCUUCUUUCUUCUAGUUUUGGGAACCAACAGCACAGGAAAGCAGUCAGCCACAGGGUGGUCCCUUCCAUGUUAGUGAUCCCAGGGCUGCUGCUCACCAGAGAAGGGGUAUAGGGUAGGGUGAUUGUUUAUACCCUCCCCCGCUUGGUCCAUCUGGGCCCUAUAUUCAUCCUUUGUUGUCCACAGUCAGUGCUUUUCUCCUUUAGGACCUCCAUGUUAUCUUAGGCAGGGGAUAAAAGGAAAUAAUAAAACUCUGUCAGCCUGCAUACUGCUGGGGCUCAGGGCUUAUUUGUGCUGCUGGAGGUUGGCUCCCCUCCAGCUACUCACUCCAGGGGCAAGUGGGGCUUGACAUAACUUUGGUGAGAAUAAUUUGCUGCUCCCUAUAUGCCUCUGCAGGGGAGAGAGGAAGAGAGACACCUAGAGUUCAGGUGAGGAUGAAGGGGAGAGGAGAGGAGCAUAUGUAUUCCUGUGUGUGUAUUUCUCAGCAACCUCAGAUAGCUGUGGGGUUAGGAGCAGAAGGGGGACAGGCAUCCCCAGGUUGUCUGUGCACUCAGCAUCUUAAUGCUCAGCCUGUCUGUACUAGCCACAGGGAGGCAUGAACACGCUUUGGGGAGAAGAGGGACCACUUGGUGUUCCCUACUUCAAGCGCCUCCAUCCUCUAGAGUAGCUAGAGAGGUGCUGCCUUGCCCCAAGUCAGCCAGUAGGGAGCAGAGGGUGGAGGGCUGGGGCAGCGUCCCAGGGCUGAGUGGGCUGUGACCCUGUGGGAAGAUGAGGGGGUCAGAGAGCCUCCUGGCUGGCAGUUAAGAACUCUUCUGCCCGCUUAUGAGCCUCCAGUGCCUUGAUGGUGUAGACGUCCUGGGGCAACUCUGACUUCCUCCGGAGCAGCACUUUUUCCUUUUUGAUGUCCUUUAGCAUCUGUGUGUGGAUAGGGAGAAGAUAAGGAAUGGUGAUCAAUUCCCAAGGAAUUCUGUUAUUUCAUUCUCUUAUUCUUUGGUUCUACUGCUUUCCCUUCCAGAUCUGUUAUUUCUGCACCACCCCCGCAAUCCUUACCCCUGGUGCCCUCCCACCUGCACAGCCUCUGUCUCCACUGUCCUCUUCAGAAGCUGGAUGUCCUCUGCUGUAGGUGUUUCAGUCUCCAUGGAGUACACAGGGGGCAGAGGUGGAGGAGCACGGAACAUGGGAUACUGAAGGAGGAGAUGUGGACAAGAGAUGAGAGCCACUUGAGAGGUCUGUGGGCCUGUAUGUCUCAUAUUCUUCCACCAAAAAUCCCUAAACCCUAGUUCCAGAUGGGUGCCUGAGUUCAGGGCAGUGGCAGAAAAAUCUCACCUGGGGAUUAAGUCGGGCCAGCUCCUCAAUCUUUUGCCACAUCUCUUCUCUUUCCUUCAUUCGGAACCGGCCCCUGAGGGAGCAAAAGUAAGAUUGGAACCAGGAGUGAUAGAAGAAGAGUGAACUGGAGAUAGAAGAUUAAAGUCUCCCAGGGAGAGAAAUACUCACUUCUGUUUCUCUGCCUUGUACUGUUGUGUGCAGUCAUCAAAGAGCUUCUGAUUCAUUUCCAUAAACAGCUUCAGGGCAUUAUAGAUCAGUCCAUGAAUUGUCCUGCCACUCAGAAGAAAGAUCACAUACAGGCCAGAGCCUACCCUUAAUGUCGGGGCCCCAUGUUUGCUUGUUUAUAGGAGGUAUCUCUGCCAACAGCUUUCUUGUUUAUACCCCAAUUUCACAAACCUUCACAGAAGCAGAUAGUUCUAGCCAAAUCACGUGACUUAAGACUAGCAUCUGGGUUGGGGUUGUGGCUCAGUGGUAGAGCACUUGCCUAGCAUGUAAGGUACUGGGUUUGAUCCUCAGCAACACAUAUAAAUAAACAAAAAAUAAAGGUCC
Molecule: messenger RNA, 2916 nt
Organism: Sciurus carolinensis (gray squirrel)
Lineage: Eukaryota; Metazoa; Chordata; Mammalia; Rodentia; Sciuridae
Gene: Mea1
Product: male-enhanced antigen 1
Exons: 4
Coding region: 50-649 (199 amino acids)
Biological process (GO): spermatogenesis
Source: RefSeq, a predicted model, not a curated record